AAUAAGAUGAAAGCUUACAUAGACCCAGAGGAAGACGGGGAAGCCAAUUCCGGUAAAGAGUGCGAUGAAUCCAAGCAGACUAUUACCCCAUCCCAAUCCCAUCUUAUCAAACAUGGCCUGGCCGAACUGAGAAUGGUAUAUGGCGGCAUACUUGAAGGCGUCGAGGAUAUAGGUAUUAAGCGACAAGAAGCUGAGAACAGUUCCAAUGCCUUUCAAGUGCUUGUGGUAUUCGCCGCACCAUCCAUAAAUGAAGAGGCCGACUGCGAUAAAGACACUGCGGGAAUGGAACUCA
Molecule: messenger RNA, 292 nt
Organism: Acaulospora colombiana
Lineage: Eukaryota; Fungi; Glomeromycota; Glomeromycetes; Diversisporales; Acaulosporaceae
Source: the annotation of a GenBank genome assembly